Molecule: messenger RNA, 1363 nt
Organism: Salvia splendens (bonfire salvia)
Lineage: Eukaryota; Viridiplantae; Streptophyta; Magnoliopsida; Lamiales; Lamiaceae
Product: GPN-loop GTPase QQT1
Exons: 10
Coding region: 175-1137 (320 amino acids)
Cellular component (GO): cytoplasm
Molecular function (GO): GTPase activity
Source: RefSeq, a predicted model, not a curated record
AACUCAAACAAGAUAGAGGAAAGCAAAAAAGAAAAGAAAAGAAAAGAAUAAAUUGUAGGAGUAGUAAGAAUUUUUAGUAUUGAAAGAGGGGUUUUGGGUUUUAGGUCAUUUGAAUCUCCAUAAAUUAACCGUAAAAACUCUAAUUUUGAGCUGAAGAAAUUGAUCGGAAGAACAAUGGUGUUCGGUCAAGUGGUUAUCGGACCACCGGGCUCCGGCAAGACCACCUACUGCAACGGCAUGUCUCAAUUCCUCCAGCUCGUCGGCCGGAAGGUUGCGGUGAUCAACUUGGAUCCAGCUAAUGAUUCUUUGCCAUAUGACUGUGCUAUUAAUAUCGAGGAUUUGAUUAAGCUCGAAGAUGUCAUGGCGGAGCAUUCCCUUGGCCCUAAUGGAGGUCUUGUUUACUGCAUGGAUUUUUUGGAGAAGAACAUUGAUUGGUUAGAAGCCAAACUAAAACCCCUUCUCAAAGAUCACUAUCUUCUCUUUGAUUUCCCUGGCCAGGUGGAACUCUUUUUUCUUCAUGAAAAUGCCAAAAAAGUCAUCAUGAGACUUGUCAAGAAGUUAGAUCUCAGGUUGACUGCUGUUCACUUGAUUGAUGCUCAUCUUUGUAGCGAUCCAGGGAAGUAUAUUAGCGCACUGCUGCUUUCACUGUCAACCAUGCUUCACAUGGAGCUCCCCCAUGUUAAUGUUUUGUCAAAGAUCGAUCUUAUUGAAAGCUAUGGCAAGUUAGCUUUCAACCUUGACUUCUACACUGAUGCACAUGAUUUAUCAUAUCUACAGCAUCAUCUUGACCAAGAUCCUCGAUCUGCUAAGUAUAGAAAGCUAACAAAGGAGCUCUGUGAAGUUAUAGAAAAUUUCGGUCUUGUUGACUUCACUACUCUGGACAUUCAGGAUAAGGUGAGUGUUGGGAAUCUAGUUAAACUGAUUGACAAGACCAACGGGUACAUAUUUGCUGGGAUUGAUUCAAGUGCAGUUGAAUUUAGCAAAAUUGCAGUUAGUCCAGUUGAUUGGGAUUAUUACAGAGUGGCAGCUGUCCAGGAGAAGUACAUAAAGGACGACGAAGUAUUUGAUGACGAGAUCAUCACUUCACCACCACCAUCAUCUAUUGCUGAACGUGAUCUUCAAAAGGAUGAACGUUGAUGAUAAUGCUCGUGCGCUUUAAAACUGUAAGUUUCCUUUGCAGUUGCGCCAUAGUUAUCGACUACAGCUUGAACAUAAUGUAGUAAGGAGGCAACAAUAUUGUACUAUAUGCGAAGAACAUGAAUUUUGUCUUGUUACUUUAGCUGGAUGAUCGAGUUCAAGAUCAUGUCUACUGAAUUGAAUUUCCUAGUUCUUUUUUUUUUGAAAAAAAAGAUGUUUGAUUAAA